Molecule: messenger RNA, 2384 nt
Organism: Oreochromis niloticus (Nile tilapia)
Lineage: Eukaryota; Metazoa; Chordata; Actinopteri; Cichliformes; Cichlidae
Product: UDP-glucuronosyltransferase
Exons: 10
Coding region: 230-1894 (554 amino acids)
Molecular function (GO): UDP-glycosyltransferase activity
Source: RefSeq, a predicted model, not a curated record
UCUCACCUAGAUUCCCAACAGAGACAGGAAGGACUUUGAACACACACAAAUCCAAUCUGCUAAUUCACUGAGGAAUUCAAACAACGUAUUCAGAGGAGCCUGCAGGGAGAAGAGUCUGGUUCACAGCUGAAAGACCUAAAGCUCAGGGAAGGGGGUGUUUCCUUUGUCAUUCCCCUCAAACUUUCUCUGUGCUCAAUUCAGUUAGCGGUUGCUACACUGACUAAGAACAAUGAGGACAGCAGGAGUCUUUGUGUUUUUGCUGCUUAACGUGGCCAUGGAAGUAAUCAGUGGUGCGGAUAAUACGAAGGGAUCUGUAUCAGAAAAGUCCAGUCCCGAAAACAAGAUGAAGACAGAAGAGGCUGAAGCCAAUCACACCAAGCCUGCAAGUUUUUCACAGUUUUUAGGCAACUUGCUCGUGGUGCCCAUGGAUGGAAGUCCCUGGGUAGGUUUUAAAGCCAUUGCCCAGGAAAUGGGUCGCCGUGGACACAGAGUUACGGUGGUGAUGCCAGAGACCACCAUACGAAUGGGCCCGGGGAAACACUAUGACACUUUGACCUAUCCUGUACCUUAUGACAAGACUUACAUCGACUCUGUGAUGUCCAAACACAAAGACAUAAUGAAAAAAUCCUCACAGCCUUUCAUGGAGAAGAUCAAGAAACGGUUCACACAGUUCCAGGCCAUUUCUGAUUUUCUGCACAUCACUGCAGAGAAGUUGCUCUUCAAUGCCAGUAUCAUAUCACACUUGGCCCAGCAGGAAUUUGAUGCCGUCUUGACAGACCCAAUGGUUCCCACAGGCUCAUUAAUAGCUCGGAAAUUAGGUCUCCCUACUGUCAAUCUGCUGAGAGGAAUCCCGUGUCACUUGGACAUGAAGUCUGCUGGCUGCCCAUCUCCGCCCUCAUACGUUCCUCGAUUUUUCACUGGAUACACGGAUAAAAUGAGCUUCAAGGAGAGACUUAUCAACACUUUGAUGGCAUUGGUGGAGCCGCUGUUUUGCAGACUGCUGUAUUGGCGCUUUGACCAAAUAACCCGUGACUUCCUCGGAGAGAACGUGGGUGUGGCUGAAGUGCUUUCAGACUCUGAUAUCUGGCUGCUGAGGAGUGAUUUCACACUGGAUUUCCCACGCCCACUCAUGCCCAAUAUUGUACUGGUUGGUGGAAUCAAUUGCAAUGUGAAACAUCCUCUGCCCCCAGAUCUGGAUUCCUGGGUGUCUGGACAGCACGGGUUUGUAGUGUUUACUCUGGGCUCCAUGGUGUCAGAUCUGCCAGAGGAAAUCACCUCUGUCUUUCUGGAGGCCUUCAGACAGAUUCCACAGAAGGUCAUAUGGAGAUACACUGGAAAGGUUCCUGACAAUGUCCCGGAAAAUGUGAAGAUGAUGAAAUGGGUCCCACAGAAUGACCUGCUAGCUCACCCAGGAGCCCGUGCAUUCAUCACUCACGCUGGCUCACAUGGUGUGUUUGAGGGACUGUGUCACGCCGUUCCCAUGCUGAUGGUGCCCCGGAACGGGGACCAGCCGGACAACGCUGCGAGGAUGGCCAGCAGAGGUGUAGGAAUCGUGUUGAACAUUUUAGACAUUAAUACAGAAACUCUUCUGAAGGGACUGAAGGAGGUCAUCAAUGACAGCAGGUAUAAAGAGAACGUGAAGAAGCUGUCAGAUCUUCAUAACGACCGGCUGUCGGACCCACUUGAGCUUUCAGUGUAUUGGACAGAAUUUGUGAUGCGUCAUAAAGGGGCGAAGCAUCUCAAAUCGGCUCUCCAUGAACUCUACUGGUUCCAGUACUUCAGCCUGGAUGUAAUAGCACUGCUGACUACUGUGGUGCUCGUUUUUGUAAUGUUGACAGCAAAAUGUAUGAAGCUAUGCUUCCGUAAACUGAGACGGAAGAGGAAGCAGGAAUAAGGACAGUUUGUGUGGUUGUUUUUUACUGGGGUUACUGUGAUUAUAUGUUGUAAUUGUAAACGACACAAAAAUGCUGACAUUCGCUAUUUUCACUUCCUCGAACAAAGUUAACAGGUAUUCACUACCUUUAAAUAAUUACCACAUAUUGGAUAAUAUAUCAAUUAAUCCUCAACUUCACACAUACAAGGAGGCAAGCAUUACGUUAGCAAGAGGCGUUUUUUCUGUUUGCAUUUGUUCUAACUGUUAUUUCCAAACGCCGCUUCCCUGUGGCCCGGUGUAAGAGCGAAACUAAAACGCACACAGGCCAAAACUGCGAGAACAGUUUGCAAUCAUCUACAUGCUGCCAAGCGCUUACUCCCAUUUAUAAUAGUGGGGAUCACAUUCUUUGGUUUCUCAAGUGCAAUUUACACAAUUCCCCAAGAACAGAUGCAGAAAACCUUUGAUACUACAUGCUGUAACCCUCUAUAAUACAAAAUAUCUGCCAGGCAGA